Danio aesculapii is the source of this 1815-nucleotide messenger RNA. Its product is annotated as putative E3 ubiquitin-protein ligase UBR7. The record is from RefSeq and is a predicted model, not a curated record. Gene Ontology annotation, cellular component: cytoplasm. Bases 170 to 1264 code for a protein of 364 amino acids. The transcript has 11 exons. Lineage: Eukaryota; Metazoa; Chordata; Actinopteri; Cypriniformes; Danionidae. Gene Ontology annotation, molecular function: ubiquitin protein ligase activity; zinc ion binding.
UCUCAGACCGGAAGUGACGUUUUCGCGCCGCAGUCAGAAGAGCGGCGCUUUCAUUGGUGUGCGGCUCGUGUUUACAGCGCCGGGAUUUCAGCCGCCUUCGUUCCGACCGCGCGCUGGGUGUGUGAGAGUCUGUUAGUGUGCGUGUCCGUUAGUGUGUGUUGUGUGUGUGAUGGAUCAGUCUGCAGCAGAUGAGCUCUAUGAGGCGUUCGCUGUACUGGCCGGAAGUGACCCUGAUCACUGCUCUUACCCAGAGGGUUAUGUGAAGCGGCAGGCAGUGUUCGCGUGUCACACGUGUGUGCAGGAGGGCAUGGAGCCGGCAGGUGUGUGUCUGGCGUGUGUGAACAGCUGUCAUGAUGGACACCGCAUCAGCGAACUCUACACCAAGAGUGUGUGUGUGUGUGUGUGUGUGUGCUGCAGGAGUUUCCGCUGUGACUGUGGUAAUGAGAAGUUCCCAGGCUUCAGCUGCAGGCUUCAUGCGAACAAAGAUGGGAGAAAUGUAAAGAACUCCUACAACCACAACUACUCCGGCCGCUACUGCUCCUGCGACCGGCCAUACCCUGACACUGACGACCAGGUGAAUGAUGAGAUGGUGCAGUGUGUGGUGUGUGAGGACUGGUUCCAUGAGAAGCACCUGCAGGCUCCACCCCUGCACUGUGAUUCGCUGAUGGAAAUGGUGUGUGUGGGCUGCAUGAAGCGAGUGCCGUUCCUCUGGACGUAUGCGGCUCAUUUCUCAGUGUCUGCUGUGAACAGAGCAGUGUCCUCCAGUGAAACACCUGCAGUGAGUGUGUGCUGUCAGCAGGAGGGAGCGUCUGCAGAUACAGGAGUGUGUGCUGCCUCUCCGCAGCGCUCCGGAUCUGGUGUGUGUGUGUUCACGGAGAUGAAGGACACAGAAACACACACUGAUCAGCACGGCUCCGUCUUCUGGCCCUACGACUGGAGGAGCAAACUCUGUACCUGCACCGACUGCAAGCGGAUGUAUGUGGCAUCAGGUGUUCAGUUCCUGCUGGACGAGUCGGACACACUGCUGGCGUAUGAAGACAGAGCCAAGACUGAAGCCCUGAGGAGUGGAGGAGGAGUACUGUCCUGUCUGAGCACGCUCACACACCAGCAGCAGCUCGACACGCUCUACAGGCUGAAUGAAAUGAGGCAGGAGCUGUGUGAGUUUCUCCAGCAGUGCUCAGAGCAGAGUCAGCAGCUCACUCCUGAGGUUCUGCAGGAGUUUCUGGAGGGUCUGCGGGACAGAAAGAGGAGACGGCUGGACUGAAGAUCAGCAGAACUGAACAUCUGGACUCUCUGCUGCUGUACUGCACACUGCUCCACUGCUGCACCGCUGCUGUUUCAGAUCACUGACUGAGGAGCGGUACACCCUCACACAGCGGCACUAGCCCCGCCCAUAGCCCCUCCCCCUGAGCGUCUGCAGCCACACACUACUGCAUCACUGCGGUCAAAGGGUCCGUUCACACAAAGAUGAGACCUGUCAUCAUUUACUCCCCCUGUACUCCAAUCACACCUGUGAGUGUCUGUCUUCUGUUGAACACUAAAGAAGAUGUUUUGAAGAAUGUUGCUUUAGUGUUCAACAGAAUAAAGAAAGUCAUAAAGGUUUGUAAACACUGGAGGGAGAGUGUGUGUGUGUGUGUGUGUGUGUGUGUGUGUGUGUGUGUGUGUGUGAAUGGACCCUUUAGUACAGCAGUUGUCCUCUGUGGGUCCAUGUGAUCGGUCACUCAUACUGGAGUGGUCCUGAUAAACUCUGCUGCUGUUGAUGUUUACUGCUCUGCUCUCAUUAUAAACACCAGUAAAUCCUCCACAACAUCUCUA